Molecule: messenger RNA, 306 nt
Organism: Acanthocheilonema viteae
Lineage: Eukaryota; Metazoa; Nematoda; Chromadorea; Rhabditida; Onchocercidae
Source: the annotation of a GenBank genome assembly
AUGGGAGAGUAUUUAACAGGCCGCGAUUGCUGGAAUGAAGCUGCUUUAGGGUCAGGGAACAACGGACAUGGUGGGAUGUUGCGUGACCUGGAUGGUAUUUUUAAAGCUGAAUUAAAUAAUUUCCUUAUGAAGGAACUUGCUGAAGAUGGUUAUUCGGGUGUUGAAGUUCGACGAACACCGGCACGUGCUGAAAUAAUCAUUUUGGCAACACGUACACAAAGUGUAUUGGGUGAACGUGGACGGCGGAUUCGUGAAUUAACAUCUGUUGUACAGAAACGAUUUGGAUUUGCUGAUGGAACAGUCGAG